CUCUCGCAGAGAAGAAAAAGGGCGUCAUAAUACCGGGCCCUCGCUACCAUUCACCCCACCACCACGAUUGGUGCUUCGCAGUAUAUUAGUGGCCGAGGUUACCCCGAAGCUAUGACUGGCCACUUCCUGGCUAUGUGGGCUCCGCAGGCUCACACUUCCCACAAUUCGCGUCACACACGCAGAUAAAGAAAAAGGUUCCCUUUGGUUGUGCGCUUUCGUUUUUCCGACUCGAUUUCGUAUCGCGCAUACGGCAUACGACGAUACAGAUACCUCAGCACAUCUGCAUCCAGGCUUUGAAGCGUCUGCCACCGCCAACAUGAGUGACGCCCAGGCCAACGAGGCCGAGAAGAACAUUGAGAUCUGGAAGGUGAAGAAACUCAUCCGGCGCCUGGAAGCUGCCCGAGGAAAUGGAACUUCCAUGAUUUCCCUGAUCAUUCGUGCGUGUCCUCCUCAAGCCUCAAACGUGGCUGUGGCUGUAUGCGCUGCGUGCUAACCCUCCUUCCAGCCCCAAAGGAUCAAGUCUCGCGAGCAGCGAAGAUGUUGGCUGAAGAAUACGUGCGUUUACCCCUCCCCUCCACUCGGUGGAGUCCACCUGCUGACCGUAAUAGGGUACUGCUUCGAACAUCAAGUCCCGUGUCAAUCGACAAUCCGUCCUGUCUGCCAUCACUUCGACCCAGCAGAGACUCAAGCUAUACAACAAGGUGCCACCAAAUGGCCUGGUGGUCUACUGUGGUGAAAUUUUGACCUCGGAGGGCAAGGAAAGAAAGGUCAAUAUCGAUUUCGAGCCCUUCAAGCCGAUCAAUACCUCCCUCUACCUUUGCGACAACAAAUUCCAUACCGAGGCCCUUGCUGAACUCUUGGAGUCAGACCAGAAAUUUGGUUUCAUUAUUAUGGAUGGUAACGGAGCUCUGUUCGGCACCCUCAGCGGGAACACGCGCGAUGUUGUUCACAAAUUCUCGGUCGAUCUCCCCAAGAAGCACGGUCGUGGUGGUCAAUCUGCCCUCCGUUUCGCACGUCUUCGUGAGGAAAAACGUCACAAUUAUGUCCGCAAGGUUGCUGAGUUGGCUGUCCAAAAUUUUAUUACGGCUGACAAAGUCAACGUGGCCGGUAUUAUUCUUGCUGGUUCAGCCGAUUUCAAGAACGACUUGAACCAGUCUGAUCUUUUCGACAACCGCCUUCAAACUAAAGUCAUUAAAGUAGUUGAUGUGUCAUAUGGUGGUGAAAACGGAUUCAACCAAGCCAUCGAACUCUCCGCUGAAACUUUGAGCAAUGUCAAAUUCAUCCAGGAGAAGAAACUCAUCGGAAAGUAUUUUGAUGAGAUCAGUCAAGACACUGGCCGUAUUUGCUAUGGUGUUGAAGAUACAUUGAAGGCACUUGAACUAGGUGCUGUGGAAAUUCUGAUUGUCUUUGAAAAUCUUGAAAUCAACCGCUGGACUCUCAAGGAUGCCAGCGGGAACAUUGUUGUUCUUCAUACUACCAAGCAAUCCGAGGCAGCCAACCGUGAACAAUUUAUGGACAAAGAAACCGGCCAGGAAAUGGAAGUCGUCACCCAAGAGUCCUUCCUCGAGUGGAUCGCUGAAAAGUACAAGGACUUUGGUGCGACCCUCGAGUUUGUUUCCGACCGUUCUAGUGAAGGAAACCAGUUCGUGAAGGGAUUCGGAGGUAUUGGAGGACUUCUUCGAUACAAGGUCAAUUUUGAGCAGUUGGCCGAAGUCGAUGACGAUGAUGAUUACUACGACGGUUCGUUCCCUCUUGCAAUUUUGUUUUUGUUUUAA
Hymenoscyphus albidus is the source of this 1775-nucleotide messenger RNA. NCBI's taxonomy places the organism in Eukaryota, Fungi, Ascomycota, Leotiomycetes, Helotiales, Helotiaceae. The record is from the annotation of a GenBank genome assembly.